ACAGUGGUGUUACUUGGGGUAGUGUUGGACUACCUUCUUCUGUGUGAUGUGAGUUCAGUGAAGAAAUCCAUGACGUUGCUACUGACCGCCAUGAUGGAUGCGUGCAAGAAAGACACACCACUCAACCUCCAGACCCAAUUGCUGAGUGUCCUUCGAGGCUUUCUCUCCAAACAUUUGAGAGUGCAUCAAGCGGCCGCCCUACGUAGCCUGGAGACAGUGGCUGUGCAGCAUCCUGCACUCAUAACAGCUCUGAUAAGUGACUGUUCCAGGCUAGUUUCGGCAUGUGAACACAAGCGAGGGGUCGGGGCUGAUAGCACACUAAGGCAAGCCUACUGCAAUGUUCUGAGUCAUCUCGGAGAGGCUGGGGAAGCAGUCAUCACAAGGAUAAAAAACGGAGAGAAACUUCUACAAAAUUGAAAACAUCGUCUUGUGCAUGCAGCUAAGGGUAUGGAUUUUUUAGGGGUUAACCAGUCUGCGCCAGGGUUAUUUUGACAUUGACCGGACCAAGGCGCGAGAUAGUUUUCACGAACCUCGAUGCCAGACGGGUUCAGGCCGUCAUCUGUGGGUAGCACACCCUGAUAUUUCCAGCCUCGCUUGUUGCGUGUUUAUUCGUCAUCCGUUCUGAACACCGCAAAAUCUUUGCGUGUAUACACGUCAUCCGAUGUGAACUGGUUGUCAUAUCCAGCAUCUUGCUAAAGCGCUUGUUGGGAUUCCAUGCAGUCCCAAAAAAUUAGAAUGUGCUGGUUUCAAUGGUUCGGUUUUGUGUACCAAGAGGUAGAACGAUAAAGCGCUGAGCUACGAAAACACCACACAAUAAAUCUUUCAUAUAUUUGUAUACAUUUAUAUGAUUCUGCAUGAUUUUCU
This is a messenger RNA of Patiria miniata (bat star), 864 nucleotides long. RefSeq lists its product as uncharacterized. Gene Ontology annotation, cellular component: nuclear replication fork. The coding region runs from base 70 to 417 and encodes 115 amino acids. The record is from RefSeq and is a predicted model, not a curated record. The transcript is spliced from 3 exons. Lineage: Eukaryota; Metazoa; Echinodermata; Asteroidea; Valvatida; Asterinidae. Gene Ontology annotation, biological process: replication fork processing; double-strand break repair via homologous recombination.